This is a messenger RNA of Orbicella faveolata, 1753 nucleotides long. RefSeq names its product glycerol-3-phosphate acyltransferase 4-like. Gene Ontology annotation, cellular component: endoplasmic reticulum. NCBI's taxonomy places the organism in Eukaryota, Metazoa, Cnidaria, Anthozoa, Scleractinia, Merulinidae. Gene Ontology annotation, molecular function: glycerol-3-phosphate O-acyltransferase activity. Gene Ontology annotation, biological process: triglyceride biosynthetic process. The record is from RefSeq and is a predicted model, not a curated record.
ACUUUAAUAUGGCCACCCCGUUAUUACGGCCAGAUUUUUGUUGCCCGUUGGUGACCGGAUGAACGAGGUUCCACUCAACGAGCAAUUUCGCGUGGAAACAAAACAUGUCUGCAAAAUGGUCAAACCUGUCCAGCUGUUAAAAUUUUCUCUGGCAAGUAAAAACCUUCCUUCGUUGUAACUCGAUAAAUUUGUAUGUGGGUCAUGUUUUGAGUCUGUUUUCACGGUAUCUUAGUGUUUGCUCGUGAACCAGAAAUAAUAUAAUUGUUCCCUCGGACAAGUCAUGAUUAAGAUUCGCUUGUCCACAUCACAUUUUCACCUUCAAGUUCCUGACAGUAGGACAGAGGUAAGGAUAUUUAGCCAGAGCAUUCAAAAUAUACAUUCUCAGGAGCCCAUCGAUUGUUACAAAACAAACGAAAGAUGAGAAAAGAAAAGCAAACUAUAUGAACAAAGCAAUUGCUGCCUGUGAGACCUAGAAGUCAUAAGAUGACAACAAGCCCAUACAAAGUAAUCUCCGAUUCUAAGUUCAUUAAAAAAUGAUUAAAUAAAGAAACUGAAAUAUAGAGGAAUCGUAGAACGUGACUACAAGGUGACAAUCAUGCGAUACUGCUUGCCAGUGGAGUUAUGGGUAAUCGAACACCGAACAGGUAUCUUGUCAGCGGUUAUUCAAUCAACAGUGUAGAAAAUUCAAGAUGGCGCCCGUGUGGUUGAUCUUUUUAGCGUGCUAUUUAGCUUUCAUAGUGCUCUUCAUGGCGAUUCCUGCGUCUUUGGGGUUUUCUUUUGGAAUUCGGAAUCUAUAUCUAGCCACUUUAUAUAAAGUCUUUGAGUUCGGAAGGAAAACUAUUCAGUCCAAACAUCAGAAACAUGGAGUCAAAUCAAAUGUUAUAGACAAAACAUUGUCAAAGCUGAAAAAAGCUGACAUACCCAGAAACAGGUCAUUUGGAACCUUCCAGCGAGAAUUCCACAUGGGUGACACUAUUCAGUUCUGUGUUACUGGGGUUGAGGCAAUCAUAGAUGAUGAAGUAACAAAAUGCUUCUCUGCAGAAGAGUUGGAAUCUUGGAAUCUUCUAACCAGGACAAAUGAGAACUACCACUAUAUCAGUGUCAAGCUGACAAUAAUGUGGAUAACAGGCUGUUUUAUAAGAUAUGUCAUAUUGUUUCCCAUGAGGUUUAUCCUAUUUCUACUUAGCAUGUCACUGUUGAUCUCAUCACGAAUCUUCAUUGGAUGGCUUCCAAAGUCCCGCUUCAGAAACUGGCUUGACACCAAGUGCAUGCUGGUUUCGUUCAGAAUUUUUGCAAGGGCUGUGUCUGCUGUAAUCACAUUUCACAACAAGUAAGAAAUAUUACUUUUUGUUCCCUGUAGAAUAUCCAUGUUGUGCAAUCCUGAAAUAAAAAUCAGAAAAUCUAAUAUUCAGCAUUCCAACUGUGUCAAAUUUGGAAAUUUUGUUGACGUUUUGAGCUUUUGCCUGUUGGUCCAAAUUUUUUUGAUUCUUUCCUAAACUUGUAAAAUAUUCGAUGCAAAGUUGUUUUUUAUCAUUGUUUCAUCAGUCUUUUUGUUUCUGUGAGAGUGACAAUUAAGUCCCCAUCUAGGGAAGGCUCAGUGACUGGACCUGAGGAUAAGUCACUUCCUGGAUCAUUAUGGUCUGUUCUUGAGCAAGGUGCAUUGCUCUCACAGUGUGUUCUCUCUUCAGGAAGUCUGAUGUUUUCGGACUUCCAGUAAUAACAUUCUAAGGUCACUUGCUUCCCAACUCCUGGU